AUGGCAAGCAUCAACAUGGAUCAAGUUGCCGUGCUUACCUCACAAACUCGAAAAUCUAUCCAGCCCGACAACCAAGCAGAAGCUUUUGUUGUGACCGAAAUCGGCUCCCCGAUGUUUGGCUCCUAUAACUUGCUUUAUCCAGUGAUUUUUGGGGAUGGGGUCCGGUGGCUCUUGAGAAUUCCUGCGCACGGAACUCGGGAUCAAUUUGGUGAGGGCCAUGCCGAGUCUCUGAGGUCGGAAGCCUUGAUGAUGCGUCUCAUUCGCCGGGAAACAACCAUCCCACUCCCUGAGGUCUUUGCCUUUGACAAUUCAUGUGAAAAUCAAAUCAACUGCCCAUUCACUCUCAUCAGCUAUAUUGAAGGGAAAAAGCUGAGCGAUGUCUGGUUUGACAAGACUUCACCGAAAGACAUUGUUCAAGCGCGGCGAACUCGAUCCCUACAAGACAUCGCCGCUUCCAUGAUUCAACUCGACAAAUUCUCCUUUGACAAAGGAGGGUCAUUGAUAUUCGACCAGCAAGAUCAACUUUCUGACAUUGGCGCCAUAACCUUGGCGGAUAGUGCUGCCAUGAUAAAAGGUCUGAAAGAUGACGAUCCAGAUGAGUCGCCUAUCUACAAUGAAGUAGGACCCUUCUCGGAUCCAAAGGAGUAUUACACAUGUCAUCUGGAUCUUCGUGGAGAGAAAGACGACAGUUUUGACACUGGCGCCAUUCAGUUUAUCCGAAUGUUCUUUGACUCGAUGAAAGAGCCGUGCGAUGGGCGAAAGCCAUUCGUCCUAGAACACUCAGACUUUGAUAUUCAAAAUUUCAUCGUGUCAGAAAAUGGCGAGCUUCUGGGGAUCAUCGAUUGGGAUGGAGUGGGCUCUGUGCCCCGGACUUUGGGAAAUGAAAGAUACCCGGGCUGGUUGACUCGCGACUGGGAUCCAGUGAUGUAUGGGUGGGAUGAGGAUAUGGAGAAGGGAAUCAAACCUGAUGGCAGAGUCUGGGAGGACUCACCUGAUGCUCUCAAGCUCUAUCGAUCCGUUUAUGCGUCGGCUAUGAGGUCCUAUCAGCAUAAUGAGGCAGAACUUAACACUGCAACUGUCACCACCAACUCGCUCAUCUACGAGAACUUGCUUAUUGCUGCGUCUGCACCGAUGUUCAUGCCUACUAUUGUGAAAAAGGUUUUUGAAGAGAUUACUGCCACCGUGCAAGAGGAUUUGCAGCAACAAGUGGAACUUGAUAUUGAAAGUGAGAAUGGAGAAGAGGACGUCAAAGUCUUCUCAGUUCUCGAAGCGCUUGGUGCCACCGUGCAAUCAGUUCGCGAAGCGCUUGGUGCCACCGUCCGAUCAAUUCUCAAAGCACUUGGUGCCACCGUGCAAUCAGUUCUCAAAGCGCUUGGUGCCACCGUACAAGAGGAGCAACAAGCGGAACUUGAUAUUGAAAUUGAAAAUGGAGAAGAGGAAUUCGAAUUCUUCUCAGUUAUCGAUGCGCUUGGUGAGAAUCGGCUCAGCGAGUAUCAUCAAAAGGUUUUGAUGGACGGCAUUCGAAAGCUUGUGGAGGGUAGUGCUCAACUAUAG
Penicillium salamii is the source of this 1554-nucleotide messenger RNA. The record is from the annotation of a GenBank genome assembly. Lineage: Eukaryota; Fungi; Ascomycota; Eurotiomycetes; Eurotiales; Aspergillaceae.